GGCACAGUCUUAUCUUCCCGUGCUCAUGCAUGUCUUCGAAGACUGGUCGCCUCACGCUCACGACGGCAAGGACAUCUUUGGCAAGGAUGCGUCCCCGUUGCCAUUCUAUUUGGUGCGGCGCAAUACUGCGUGGCUCAAGGGUGCGCAGAUGGUGACACUGGCACUCAGCCUUUGUGCUGCUGCUUCGGGCCUAUUUUGCUGGCAGAAGUUUGCCAACCUGCAGGUCAGCAGAAGCCUGCAUGAGGUGACUUUUGACGCGGCUCGGCUCAAGAACCUCAGCCACCUGGUGCUGGUUGCAGGCCAUGCCGUGCUGCUGGCAGAUUCCAUGGAGCACGUGCUGCAGCGGGAGUCGGACUGGUUUUUGGAACCCUACCAGAGGGGUCAAGACCUACCCAAGGCCUUGGUGAGCCACAUCAAGUCGGGGGUGGACUUGGCGGCCCUGGACCCGCGGGCGCUGCUGGUCUUCUCGGGCGGCCAAACCCGCGCGGCGGCCGGGCCCCGAGACGAAGGCUGGAGCUACUAUCGGGUCGCUGAGUACUUCUCCUGGUGGGGCCAUGCCACUGACGGUACUGCAUACUUGAAGGAGGCGCAGGGGCGGGGCGCAUACCUGGCAGUGGCACAGCGUACGGUGACGGAGGACUUCGCAUUGGACUCCUUCCAGAACCUCCUCUUUUCCUUGUGCCGAUUCAAGGAGGUGGUGGGGCAUUAUCCCGAGCGGGUGACGGUGGUGAGCUUCACUUUCAAGAAGCGGCGCUUUUCGGAGCUGCACCGGCGCGCUCUCAGCUUCCCGGCAUCCAGGUUCUUCUUCGUGGGCAUCCAGCCGCCCCCGAACUCGCGCUUCGACCUGCAGAAGGCGGAGCAAGGCGAGCUCCAGAAUUCGGUGCGCCUCUUCGAGGAGGAUCCCUAUGGCUGCAACUCCAAGGUGCUAGUGGAGAAGCGGCAGGCCCGCAAUCCGUUUCAGCGAACCACGCCCUAUUUGCUCUCCUGUCCCGAGAUCAGAAGCUUGUUGCAAUGGUGCGGGCCGGGGAUUUUCCCAGACGCCUUGCCGUGGAGCCCACGUUUCACCGGCGGCCUACCUGACUAGCGGCCAGCGGGGGCAGCUGCAUGGCGCAAACAGGCCAAAUGGGUGUUUGUCGUGAA
Messenger RNA from Effrenium voratum, 1140 nucleotides. The record is from the annotation of a GenBank genome assembly. Lineage: Eukaryota; Dinophyceae; Suessiales; Symbiodiniaceae.